AAUACAAGAUACCCUAAAUAUUAUACAAUACAAACAACAUUGUCUAUUUUUGGCUUAAAACACUUCUUGUCUGAUAAAGAGUAUCCAUUACCAUUACUUGAGUUGAUAUUUUUUUCUUAAAGUUUCAUUAGGAAUUAAGAGAGUUAAGUAAACAUGAAAAUUCAGUGUGAUGUGUGUGAGAAAGCUCCAGCAACAAUGAUUUGUUGUGCUGAUGAAGCUGCUUUGUGUGCUAAAUGUGAUAUUGAAGUUCAUGCUGCUAACAAGCUUGCAAGCAAACAUCAGAGGAUUCAUCUUCAAUCUCUCUCUAACAAGCUCCCUAGAUGUGACAUAUGCCAAGACAAGACAGCUUUCAUAUUUUGCGUUGAAGAUAGGGCACUCUUCUGUGAGGAUUGUGACGAGUCGAUUCAUUUACCUGGAAGCCUUUCUGCAAAUCACCAGCGCUUCCUUGCGACCGGUAUCCAAGUGGCCAUGAAAUCUAACUGCGCCAAAGACGACGAAAAAACUCACUUGGAACCACCUAAGAGGAGUACACAUCAAGUUUCUCUUGAAACUACUUCUCAGCAAGUGCCUGACUUUACACCCCCUUGGGGUGUUGAUGACUUAUUGGAGUUAGCAGACUUUAAUUCCCAUGACAAAAAGGAUUCCAUGCAGUUUGGAGAGAUGGAAUGGUUCACAGAGGAGGGUCUUUUUGGUGAUGACUUCACUCAAGAAGCCAUGGCUGCAGCUGAAGUUCCUCAGCUUCCAGUAACUCAUGCAAGCAACAAUUAUUCAUCAUACAGAAACUCCAAGUCACAUAUGUCUAACAAAAAGCCUAGAAUUGAACUCAUACGUGAUUAUGAUUAUGAUGAUGAAGAUGAGUACUUCACCGUGCCUGAUCUUGGAUGAAGCAAAUAAUCAUGUGGGAAAAUAAUUUAUUUGGAAAUGUAAUUAUUUUUCUCAAAUUCUUUUUGAAGAAAUUGUAAAGAGAAAGUUAUUGUUCCAAAUUAAGAUUUUGAAAUUGUAUAUUCCUACUUCUCUCCGAAUACAAUACUUUGAGUUGAAGUAUGUUUAUAAGUUGUGUGGAGUUUAUAUCAAUGUCAUAUAUACUUCUAUGUGUUUCAUUGCUAGAAAUAGAAUGAUACAAGUAACGAGAAUGAAUUAUUUGUCCACGGUUUAAAAUUGACAAGUUGAUAUUCAUUCAUUUUGUGUAAAGUUUGACUAAUUAGCAAAUUCUAAUUA
This is a messenger RNA of Medicago truncatula (barrel medic), 1218 nucleotides long. RefSeq names its product B-box zinc finger protein 24. Gene Ontology annotation, molecular function: zinc ion binding. The transcript has 3 exons. NCBI's taxonomy places the organism in Eukaryota, Viridiplantae, Streptophyta, Magnoliopsida, Fabales, Fabaceae. The record is from RefSeq and is a predicted model, not a curated record. Gene Ontology annotation, cellular component: nucleus. Gene Ontology annotation, biological process: photomorphogenesis; regulation of DNA-templated transcription. The coding region runs from base 154 to 885 and encodes 243 amino acids.